This is a messenger RNA of Prunus armeniaca (apricot), 315 nucleotides long. The record is from the annotation of a GenBank genome assembly. Lineage: Eukaryota; Viridiplantae; Streptophyta; Magnoliopsida; Rosales; Rosaceae.
AUGGGGGUCAAAACUGAUUUGCAACCCGAGUAUAGAGAAAGACGUAUUCGUUUGCCUCUAGGGCCUUGGAAUUUGUCAAGAGCAAAGAAGAGAGCGGUUUGCAAUUCUUUCUAUGGUAUGAAGGUCCCUGAAGGUUAUUGUUCAAAUAUUAAAAAUCUUACAUCUUUAAAAGAUUCAAGACUUCUUGGACUUAAAUCUGAUGAUUGUCAUACCUUGAUGCAACAAUUGCUCCCUGUGGCAAUUCGUUCUGUUUUGGAGAAGCCUGUAAGUACAAGGGGUAGAUGUAGCCAAGUGGAUCAAGGCAGUGGAUUGUGA